AUGCAAUGUUCAGUGAAAAUUUUGCAGGCUCGCAAAUCGGAGACGGAAAGAAAGAUCGAUGACCAUGUUGAAGGUGUUGCUACGGAUGGAUUUGAGGAACUCGCAGAUUUGUUUAGGAAGAAUUUCAUGUACAAACAUGAACGCGACGGUGCUGCGUUAGCAAUGUACCACAAAGGAAGGCUGGUAGUGGAUCUUUGGGGUGGCUGGGCUGAUCGCAUGAAUGAACGAGAGUGGACACAAAACACAAUGGCUAACAUCUUUUGCUGCACUAAGGCUGGUAUACCCUAUCUUGAAGAAGAUCUCACCCUUGACGAGGCUGCAGACAAAACGAAAAUUUCCAAGGUCUUAGAAGAAGAGUCUCCAAAACAUCCUCCAGAUUCACAGAUUGCUUAUCAUCCAAUAACAUUUGGAUGGUUAAUAGACCAGGUAUUCUGUCGUAUAGAUGCUAAGCAUCGAAGUAUAGGGGAGUACUUUCGAGAUGAAAUUCGACAGAAGUAUGGUAUAGAUAUCUAUAUCGGAUCAUGCACUGAUCAAGAAGGUCGGAUUGCUAAAGUUUCACCACUUAGAAAAACUUCUGCAUUUCGAGAGUACGUUGACGACAGGAAAAUAUUCUCAAUGGGUAAUCUUCUACACAGCAAGGACGCAGCAACAUUACAGCGAAUGAGGUUACAGCCACUCUCUGAGAAUAUUGAGCUGUUUAACACGCCAGCAAUGCGAUCUUUUGAACAACCUGCUCUGAAUGGAGUUGCAACGGCACGUGGUCUUGCUCUUCUCCAUCAAAAAUUCAUGGAUGGAACUUUGUGCUCACAGCAGUUUUUCAAGGCAAGCAUCAUGACAAUCGAUAAUAAGGAUAAUUUGAAUGCGCUUAUAGAACUUGGCUCAACCACAAUAUGA
Molecule: messenger RNA, 894 nt
Organism: Cylicocyclus nassatus
Lineage: Eukaryota; Metazoa; Nematoda; Chromadorea; Rhabditida; Strongylidae
Source: the annotation of a GenBank genome assembly